AUGGCGCGGGAGAACGAGAUGCGGGAGUUUACCCGUAGCUUCUUCCGAGGCCGUCCGGACCUCAGCACGCUCACCCACUCCAUCGUGCGGCGGAAGUUCUUGGCUCACACCGGCAGCGACCACCUGAGUCCCAAGGAGAAGCAGGCACUGAAGCGGCUCGUGGAGGAGGAACUGCUGAAGAUGCAGGUGGAUGAAGCGGGUGCCAGAGAAGGACUAAACCUUGCCAAGAAGACAAAGAGGCCACCCACAUCCUGCAAUGACCCAGAGAGAAAAAGGUUCCGUUUGAAUUCAGAUUCAGAGCCCAGUGCUGCAGCCUCCAGUCCAGACUGCUUCAGCCAUCCAGCAAAGAAUGGGAUGGGGGCGGCAGUCAGUCUCACAGAGGAGAGUCCAAAGCAGGCCUCAAAAAGAGCAAUUGCGAGCAGCGACGAGGAAGAACAGCAGAGGGACCCGACUGCAUACAAGACUGGAUUAGAGGAGGAGGAGGCAGUGAAGGAGAGCUCGGAGGAGGAGAGCUCUGAUAGAACAUGUAAGGUCUGGAAAGAAGAGAGCAGUGAGGAAGGGAAUAAGGAAAAGGAGUCCAAAGGCAGGACUAGGAAGAAACGUGUGACCAAGGACAGGACCCAGUGGGCUGGUGGCAGAAGGCAGAGUGGCAGCAGCGAGGAGGAUGGGGAAGACAGCUGCGGGAAGGUGAAACCAGCUACUAAAGGCAGGGGAAAGUCAGCCAAAGCAGAAAGUAGAAAGACAACCAAUGGCGAGGCAAGUGACUCGGAGAGGGAGGCGAGUGACAGUGAGGCAGGGGGGAGCCUCCAGGGCGAGAGGAAGGGCCGCUCUUACAGGAAGAGCUCCAAGAAAAGCAGGUCACGAAGCUCUUCGUCCUCUUCUGCCAAUGGCAGUCCGGAACCCAAAGGCAGGAAGGUGAGGGAGAAGAUGGGGCGGGAGGCCACAGUUAAGAGGGAGACCUAG
This is a messenger RNA of Pipistrellus nathusii (Nathusius's pipistrelle), 963 nucleotides long. Lineage: Eukaryota; Metazoa; Chordata; Mammalia; Chiroptera; Vespertilionidae. The record is from the annotation of a GenBank genome assembly.